GAACCGUGGUGCAGCAAGUUCCUCGGCAUGCCCUGCUGGAAGCGCGACGCCGAGGCAGACCCGGAACCGUGGUGCGUGCAGUUCCUCGGCAUGCCCUGCUGGAAGCGGGGGGCCGACAACAACAGCAAUAACAACAACAAGGAGGAGAAGCGCGAGGCGGCACCGGCGGCGGAGCCGGACCGGUUCUGCUCGCGGUUCACGGGCUCGUCGUGCUGGAAGCGCGACGGCGGCGCGGCGGCGGCGGAGGAGGUGAGGCGGUGCACGGGCGAGGGCCGGGCGUGCUGGCGGGCCAAGCGGGCGGCGGCGGCCGUCAUCAACGCCAUCGACGUGGGCAACUCGGUCAAGAUGGCGCGCGACGCCGACCCGGCCUGGUGCAGGCACUUCCUCGGCGUGCCCUGC
Messenger RNA from Thermothelomyces thermophilus ATCC 42464, 399 nucleotides. RefSeq lists its product as uncharacterized. The annotation marks the transcript as partial. Lineage: Eukaryota; Fungi; Ascomycota; Sordariomycetes; Sordariales; Chaetomiaceae. The record is from RefSeq and is a predicted model, not a curated record. The transcript has a single exon.